Messenger RNA from Cottoperca gobio, 3558 nucleotides. Its product is annotated as zinc-binding protein A33. Lineage: Eukaryota; Metazoa; Chordata; Actinopteri; Perciformes; Bovichtidae. The record is from RefSeq and is a predicted model, not a curated record. Gene Ontology annotation, molecular function: protein binding; zinc ion binding.
GCAGAUAAGGUCAGUCGUGUACUUGCAAUGUAAGGAGGAAAAAAUCCACAGUCCUUUCUUUGUGCAACAAUGUAUUCCAAAGUGUAUCUGAAGCUAAUGUGAGGCUUCGGCUGAGACAAAUUAAGAUGAUAUCUUCUAAAUGUACACGCCAUUUAGUACAACAUGCACUGUUUUUGUUACUAUCCCUCCACUGCAACUCAACAGGAAAACAUUAUCCAGGGAAAACGAAACAAGCUGUGUUUUAAGACACACUUGAACAAUCGUGAACCCUUUUAAAGUUAUAGAGGUUUAGUUUGUAUUUUUUGUAAGUUAUCACGACAAUCUGAAUAACCGACAGGAAAGCCAACAUUGCAUGUGAACACUGAAUUUUUCUCCUUAGGCCUAAAAGGCAGGUUGUUGUGUUGGACGAUUCUGAAUGUAAAAAUACAAUUAAGUCCUUUUCAUUGACAACCUCCACCCACAAAUACAAUGCCACUUCUCUUCAGGAAAGUAGGCUUUCAGAUCAGAUGUUCACUGUGUUGUUCAAUCUAUUUUUAGCUGCCACGUAUUUCAUAUUCAGCCUUUCUUGGAUUGCAGUCUUCUUCGCCGUAUGUGAGCAGAUAUCAACCUGCAGCAUGAAUGUUAUGUGUUAUUGUAACCAUCAAGACAAACAAUAAUUAUGUAACACACACAUGCAUAUUAGGCAGACAUAGUCACAUACAAUGUACUAUAACCACAAAUAUUAUAGAUAACCUAAUCUAGUAUUAACUUCAAGUGACUUGUUGUUCGUCAAGUAAAAUGCUGUUUCUUUCUGAGCUGGUGUGAACAGUCUGGGUCAAUACUAACUGAAACCACACUGUUUGAACACAGUUGGGCAACAAUGCUACAGUCGCUAAAUUCUCUGAUGUAUCAAAUGAGUCGUAGUAUAUUGUUUUGAACCGACCAUCCCCUCUAGAUGAUGAAUUGCUAACUACACCCUGAAUUAUUAAGUAGGUUAAAACCAGUGUGGCACAUUCAAAUUCAUAUCCUGAAAAAUGACAUUUCAAGCAUGUAGUUUCCAACCCAUUUUAGGAAACCCAACAACUGGCCAAUAGGGCUUUAUUUCCUGUUUCCCAGCUCAGCUACAUACAGUGCUGUUUCACAGUGCUGCAUGAUUUGAGUUACUCCCACAAAAGACAUGCACAGGAAAACCAAGAGCAUUUGCUACUUCAUGUCAAGAACAAUAGAUAGGCUGUUAGUGUGCUCGGAGGCUUUCAUGAGACAAGUAUAAGGCACGCUCAAUUAUUAUGUUGUUGACAGAGGAAUCACUAAGGACUUAAACCCGAGGACUUAUGCUGUUUCUAACUGUGGAUUUACUGUAUUGUACAUGACAAACUACUGAUCAUGUCUCUCCCAGAGGAGGAUCUCACAUGUCCAAUCUGCUGUGACAUUUUUACGGACCCUGUCUUGCUGUCAUGUAGCCACAGCUUCUGCAGGAGCUGUCUGAAGCGCUGUUGGGAAACAGGGUUACGUGAGUGUUCAGUGUGCCGGAAAAGAGCCUCCAAGGCCAGUCCUCCCACCAAUUUGGCUCUGAGAAAUGUCUGUGAAGCUCUUUUGUUGGCCAGACAGAGUUCAGUGGUCGUGGAAGAAAAGAUGAACUGUAAUCUGCACUCGGAGAAGUUAAAACUCUUCUGUCUGGUUGACAAACAGCCCAUCUGUGUGGUGUGUCAGUCUUCCAAACUGCACAAGAGUCACGACUGCUCGCCCAUAGAAGAGGCAGUGCUGGACUGCAAGGUUGAACUUGCUUUAUCUCUUAAAAACUUGCAAGAUAAAAUGGACUGCCAAAAAAGAAUUCACAUGGCGUCUGCAGACAUGUUCAAGUACAUCAAGAGUCAGGCGCUGAAAACACAGACAGUGAUCGAGAGCCAGUUCAAGCAGCUCCACCAAGUCCUCUACCAGGAGGAGGCAGCCAGAAUAGCGGCUGUUAAAAAAGAAGAAGAAGAGAAGACUGUAGGAUUGAAGGAUAAGAUUAAAGAACUUACAUCAGAAGUGCUGUCGCUCUCAGAGACCAUCUCGAUCAUAGAGGAGCAGCUGAAAGAAGAAGAUAUGAUCUUGUUGAAGAAUUUCAAAGCCACUCAGGACAGAGAAAAAAGCUUAACGCUUGGAUCAGAAAACUUGUCCGGGUUACUGAUUGAUGUGACCAAGCAUCUCUGCAACCUGAAGUAUAAAGUCUGGGAGAUGCUGGACAAUAUUGAUUAUGCUCCUGUGACUUUGGACCCAAACACAGCACACCCCUGCCUCAUCCUGUCUGACGACCUCACUUCCCUCCACUACUCAAAGCAGCACAGCUGUUGCCCUGACAACCCAGAGCGCUUCCACAUCAGCGCUGAAGCGGUUGGCAUGGCGGCCCUAGGCUCAGGAAGCCAUCACUGGGUGGUGGAAACAGGAAGUAAUCAGGACUGGCUGCUGGGUGUGGCCUCUUUGUCUGUACCGAGGAACUCUGAGAUCUCUGCUCGGCCUGAGAACGGCUUCUGGACUUUGUGUUUCCGGGAAGGAGAGUUCAGGGCAAUGACCUCGCCACCCACACCACUGACAGUUACAAGAGCGCCCAAACAAGUCAAAGUUCAACUGGAUUACAACAAAGGGACAAUGUCUUUUUUUGAUCCUGCUGAUGACACACUGAUUUAUGCGUUCACACACACGUUCACAGAAACUUUACUUCCAUAUUUUUAUACUCAGAGCAGUGAGUCAUUGAGAAUAAUGCCGGAGAAAGUACUUGUCACAAUGUUGCGUCAAUAAGUGGAUGAAGGAUUAUUUAAAUAAGAAAAUAUGUAAAAAAAAUAGAAGAUUGGGAUUGGGGUAAUGAAUAAAGAUAGUAAGAGUAUUUAAAAAAUGUUUCUGUUAUAUUUGUUGAAAUUCUGUUUACAUACAGACUGUCAUCAAUAAAUCAAAUGCUCUGACAAAAAAAUAUAUAUCUGGUAUUCGUGGCCGUCGCAGUCGACUGUAUAAGUAUAUCAAAUCCUUUCAUUCGGUUCGAAGCUGGUCGACUUUCUUGCUAGAUAUAACGACUUUUGGAGCUACUGCUGCUAGCUACUUAAAUUGGAAAAAUAAUUAGCAACAUUGGGAUGGGCUUUUUCAGUUGAAUCAUUUUUAAUAUCUAGCUUACUAACGUUACCUACCCAAGCUUUAAUUUCUCUCAAAGAAGUCAUGAGAAGUAUUACUUUUUUCAGAUUGUGAAGGCAAAUGUGAUUUCAGCAAGAAAACAAAUGAGCGUAUUUCCAAACAACUGUUCCUUUUAACAGUAAUGUUCAGAUAGUCACAUCCCUGAAUAAACCAAUAAUGGGUUAGGGUUAGGGUGAGAGCGCAUUUGCAUUUAAUGAAAAAUGUUUAGAUAAAUAUUAAGAAGUUCUAGGUUAGGUCUUUUGAAAUGCUUGUUCUAUGAUUCUUCUAUUGAUGUUAAUCAUAUUUUGUUGGAUUUCAAAUGAAGGAGAUGUUUCUAACCCAUGUAGCACAAUGCACUUUAAGAAAUACACAUCACGCACAUGCAAAUUCGUCACACAUGGAUUAGACUUUACAGUUGAGUUUAUUGGCCUACUUUGU